ACGAUAUGCUGCGUGAUACAUUGUACAUUGUGCUGGCACUGUUGCCUCUAGCCAUAACAGCUACUCUAAAAACUGACGUGGAAAACUUCUCGAAGUCUACAAGUUGUAGCUCCCUGAGGUAUGCAGAUAUUCUUGUCACCGGGGCAGAAAAGCUGGAAAGCAUCGAGAAUAAACUGGAUGACUUAGACGCGUUAGUGAGACAAACUCUUGAAUGCUGUACCAACUCUAAAACGUUGCCAACACCGGAAUGUCGUACACGUGCAUCUGCGUUGUCUGGUGCUGGUGAUGACGUCACGGCGUUCGUACGGUGUCAAGGCGAUGAGGUAAUGACGGGAUGCACGAGUUAUCUUCCCGGUAGCGCCCAUGGAACACGUGAUGGCGAGUAUAUAGAAGUAGGGGAUGAUGGGAAACCUGUCUGCUAUGCCCAGAAUGGUUCCGGGGGAAGUGGUGUUAAAGCGUAUGCUCGAUGCUGUACAUGGCCCGGGAUGCAAUGCGAGUAUGCUGUCGGUAGCAAAUCCGGUUCCGGUGACGAUAAUUACAGUGGUUCUGCGUGUCCAAGUAAUAUCGAUGGAAUGAUGCCAUAUUUGACAGGAUGCAUGGCAAGAACAUUUUGGAAACAACUGGAUGGUGCGCAUCCAAAUUCAGAAAUACGUGAAGAACUACAAGAUGUCAUUAACCAGGAAUGCCGCGCAUACAAUGGUGCAGGUGGCGGUGGUGUAUGGGCGUUCUCGGCUUGCUGUGCGGCACCGGACUUGGAAUGUAAAGUCAAAUGGAGCCCACAAAGUGGAGGCGCGGUUGGUUCUCUGGCCAAAGUGACGUGUGAUGAUGGUUGGUUAUUGACCGGGUGUUCUGCUUAUACAGCUUGGACACUGUGUGAUGGAGCGUACAUUGAAGGUGAUACCUGCGUGGCUGUGAAUGGUGGUAAUAACGUAAAAGUCUGGAGCGCUGCCACCUGUUGUCGCAACUAAUACUAAUUAGUCUCGCUAUUGCUUCUGAAAUCAAUUAUUUCUAAUUUAAUUUAAUUCAUGUUUACUCUUCAACUUUUGUUCGAUAAAUAUAUUAUUUCUUGUAUGUUAUUAUCGUCAUCUACCUCUCAAUAAAAUCGAUCUAAUGCGUCAAAACAUAAUCUCAC
Saccoglossus kowalevskii is the source of this 1132-nucleotide messenger RNA. Its product is annotated as proprotein convertase subtilisin/kexin type 9-like. Lineage: Eukaryota; Metazoa; Hemichordata; Enteropneusta; Harrimaniidae. The record is from RefSeq and is a predicted model, not a curated record.